CCUACGCGCGCGCGCGCGCGCGGAAGCGUCGCCGAUAGUCCCCUAAUUCCUGUAACUAUUCCGAGCAAAGCAUCGAUCGCGACCGCGUUUUCGCAAGCGGCAAGCAGAACGCAGUAUAACGCCGGCAGUCAUCGAGGUGGUGCGAGGCAGAAAGCUCAUCGAACUCGUUGCCCUUCCGGCGAAUGUAACCUUGGUUGAUAUUUUCGUCCCUAACCAAUCUGAUCCGCUCUCAGUAUCGUGCUCACCGAUCCAGUCGACCUUGUCCUUCGUUCCUUUCAUUCGAAGACAUUGCUGUAUGCAUUUCAGACGUGAUUAAAUACGGUUGUCGCUAUCGUCGCGCGCACGUUUGUUGAUGAUUCGCUCGCCUGAGACGAGAAUAUAGCUGUCGUAUCUCCGGUGAAGAACGGAGUUCGUCGUUCGUCGCCGGAUGAUCAGGAGAUCCGGAAGAAGAGUCAGUUGCUGGUAAAGGUCGAGUUCAGAAUGGCGCUAAUCUGGUGGGAGAAGAUAUUUCUGUUGAUAAUAGCACUGAUCAGUUUGAGGAUCCUCAUUAAAGUCGGAAUUUUAACGUGGAAGAAACUGAUCGCUCCGACUUUCGGAUUUGGAAUACAUUUUCGAACACAGGGGAAAUGGGCGGUGGUAACUGGUGCGACAGAUGGCCUUGGGAAGGCAUUUGCUAAGGCCCUUGCCGAAGAAGGUAUGGAUAUCGUUUUGGUCUCUCGGUCCUUGUCCAAGUUGAAGGACGUUGCAACUGAGAUCGAGCAGAAAUAUUGCGUGGAAACUCGUGUCGUGGAAGCUGAUUUAACCGAAGGCCAGAUAGUCUACGCGGAAAUUGGCAAAGCAACGCAGGAUUUGGAGGUCGGUGUUCUUGUGAACAACGCUGGCGCAAGCUACGACCAUCCUGAAAUGUUCACGAAUGUGUCGGAAGAAGUUCUCGCGAGAAUACUGCAAUUGAAUGUGGCCGGAGUAACCGGGGUUGCAAGAGCGAUUCUCCCCGGUAUGCUGGAGCGAGGGAAAGGAGUACUCAUCAACGUGAGUUCGACGGCCGCGGCUAUACCCAGCCCAUAUCUGUCCGUUUAUGCCGCCAGUAAAGCGUACAUCGAUAAACUCAGCGCCGAUUUGGCUACGGAAGCUGCGCCGAGAGGCGUCACCGUUCAGUGUGUUCUACCCGGCCCGGUCGCCACGAAGAUGUCCAAAAUCAAGAGACCGUCGUGGAUGGCACCCAGCCCGGAGACGUUCGUUAAAGCGUCACUGAGAACAGUCGGCAUCGAAUCACGCACGACCGGAUAUCCACCGCAUUCUUUGAUUAUCGGCUUCAUAAACGCAUUGCGUUACAUGUGCGAGCCGGGCGCGGUGUGGCUGGUGGCGAAAACAAUGCUUAAUUUAAGGAGACGAGCCCUUUACAAGAAGACGAAACCCACAAUAGUGCGGGAAGUCGCGGAGGGGAACGCUUUAUAGUUGUCUCGUGCGUUUUGUAAUGUAGUUUCUCAUUAACGAAUAGAGCACACAGAAAAGCGUUGCAGUGAGCAAUAAGCAACUCGAUCAAUCACGAUUAAGGACGUAAAACAAUAAUGUUUAUUUGCUCAUUGCUUACGUUUUUCUAUGUGCUAUUUUUUAGCAUAAUGCGGCGUAUUCCGUCAGUCGUCCUCGAAUUGCUUUUUGUUACUGCUUCGCAUUUAGUUAAAUCUUUUGAUUGCUAUUUCUUUACAUUCGAGUCUAUAAUAUAAGUAUCUGUUUCUCAAAGAUUUCUCUCUCAAAAAUAAAUAGUUUUGCAAUUUUUUUCCUGUUGUCUUGACGACAAGGCAAAUUCAUAACGAAGAGGACAAGAUUUUGUGAAGACGAUUUUUCUGAAUGGCAUAAAUUGGACAGAAAAAUAUAUGCAUAUCUACGCAUUAAGUGCACUUAGAAAUAUGAUUGUUAUC
Trachymyrmex septentrionalis is the source of this 1919-nucleotide messenger RNA. RefSeq names its product very-long-chain 3-oxoacyl-CoA reductase-like. Gene Ontology annotation, molecular function: oxidoreductase activity. The record is from RefSeq and is a predicted model, not a curated record. Bases 481 to 1455 code for a protein of 324 amino acids. The transcript has 4 exons. Lineage: Eukaryota; Metazoa; Arthropoda; Insecta; Hymenoptera; Formicidae. Gene Ontology annotation, cellular component: endoplasmic reticulum.